AAAUUAUUAUUAUGUAGGCCUACAUGCAAAAGUUAAGUACGAAACUAAAAUGUUGAUAAAGACGCUCAAUGGCUAGCUUUGUAUGGUCGUGUUUUGAACCGAAUGUAGUUCUCUAAACACCUGUUGAAAGAUGGCUGACAUAGGUGUGCUGAAGUCGACACCGGGCGGUCAUGACUUUCUCCACGAUUUCUCCACCACCCUGCAGCAGAUGAUGGGGGACCUGGAUUUUUCUACCUUUCGUGUUUCGGAGGAAUCAGGUUGUGAUGAGAACACUUUCUGUACCCCGGACACCAUCGAUCAGUGCAUUUCCUUCCUGAACCAGGAAUUACUCUCUCUUGGGUUUAAAGCUUUAUCCUAUGACAACCAGACUAAGAUGACAUGCCUAAUAAAUCGCCUGUAUCAGAUUCUACGGCUAUUCCAGAGGCAUGGCCGCACAAAGGAGGAACUAGAAAAUAGGCUUCGUCGGGUGACCAGUGAAUGUGAACAUUAUCAGGGUACCAUAGCAAGGCUCAAGACAGAGAAGGAAAAACUUCUGAGGGAUGUGUGUGUGGAACAGGAGAAAAGUCGACAGCUGUUGGUCAAGCACAAGACCAACUCUUCCAAGCUCAAGUCUGAGAGAGAGGAGGUGAAGAGACUGCUGAGUGUGAUCAGAGACCGGGACACCCAGUACAAGCACGACCUGAAGAAGAAGGAGCGAGAGAGCAAUAAGCUGAAGGAGAGGAUCCACCAGCUGCUGGCUGACAAGACGCCCAACAGGAGAGUGGGCUUGGAUAUUGCUUUCUCCCUACAGAGUUCUGAUGGCAAACGAAGCCAGUGGAGGUCUACGUCUAACAAACAAGAAGAGAUGUACCAGCACCUAAUGACAGGGUAUGAGGCCAAACAGAAGGAACUGCUGGUGGAGAACAAUGAGUUGAGGACCAGUCUUGCUCACAUUCACAGGGACAUCAGUAAAGCCCUGGGACUCAGCCAUCAUCUCACCUCUCAUUCCACAAAGGUCACCACAUCUCCAGAUUCCGAGUCCUGUUCCAGUGAUGAGGAGUCUAAUUACCCAUCAGUCACUGACUGCAGCUCAAACGACAUUGAUGGUUAUUUCCAGAUGCCUUAUGACAUGAUUAGAGAAAAUUUAGAGAACAUGUUUAAAGAACGGUUAAAGAGAUUAAAGGAAAGGAAAAAGAGGAAACUGCCAAGUCCAACCAAAUCCACUAAAUCUAGUCCGUCCAGACUGUCUACAGCCAAGCCUUAUGACAUGGAACAGUUCAAGAAAGAAAUGGAAAUACUGAAAAGGCAGAUCAAGACCUAUGAAGAGCAGAUAGAGAGACACAAGAGAGAGAAGGAGAAUUACAAGGAGGUGAUACAGCAACAAGAGGAUAUGAUACAGAAUUCCAUUCAAACACAUAAACAUCAGAACUCAGGGGAGGUAUUUUUGGAUGAUUCCAAGCUGGUACAGGAAAAGGAAAGUCUCCUGGAGCAGAAGAAAUUGUUUCACGAGGAGAAAACCAACUUCCUGGAGGAGAGAAAGCAGUUCACAGAGGCAGCCAUUAAAUUGGGGAAAGAGAGAAGGGCAUUAGAAGAAGAAAAGACCACCAUUUUGAAAAACCAGUUCCUCCAGAUAUCUCCAUUUAGAUCACCGACAGAGAAAUCCACUCCUCAAAAAGAUUCAGUCCGCCUCCUUCCUUCCACUCCUCUGUUUUCCCCCGCGCCAUCAGGGCAGCCAAAAACUCCCUCCACCGUGGAACUCUUUAGAUUCCUUGGGAUAACUCCUCAGGAACAGUUUCUUCAGCACAAAAACUCAACUCUGGAUGACAGCAGCAGUGAACUGAAGCGCUCACACAGCUCUGAGUACCUGAAUAACAGCACAAUGACCAACUCGGCUCACAACGACCUAUCUCUAUUUGCUGGACAGUUGGACUCGGCGAGAAAGACAUUGUUUUACCGACGCUCCAGUACAGGGAGUAAUGAAGACCUUGGGGUGUAGGGAUCAACACAGCUGUCCGCGUGCUGCUCUUUUGAUAUUACUUACCAUAUUUAAGACAUGAAAUGGCCUUCAUUGUUUACAUACAUUGAACUUCUGCAGGGUGUCAUACCUUUAAUGUUCCUUGCCAGUGAGAAGAUAUCUAUUUUUGAACAUUGCAAAUACUGAUGAUGUAAUAUAGUCAUUUUUGAUGUACCUGUGAUUUCACCAGACAUAUCAAACUAUACAUGUGUAGAGUAAGUGUGUAUAGAUAAUUUAUUUAGAUUCAAAUUUAUGUUGGGAAAAAAUCCACACAAAUAUUCAAAUAAUGUUGGAAAAUCCAUGUAAUGAAGACCAACAAAAUGCAGAUUGAAACUCUACCGAUUUCAAGAAUAUCAUCAAUAGUUUUUUUUCAAACAACUCCUUAGAUGAUAAUUUUGAAAUCUAUUUAAUUUUAAUCAAGUUCUGUCAUUUUUAUAUUAUAUAUGUUAAAUGCGUUGAAUUAUGUAUUUUGGAUGUAUGAAAAAUUGGAGACUGUGUAGCAGUAGUCUAUUUUAAUUCCAAGAUGAAACUUUACAAAUUUCUAUACACCAUAGUAAUGUUAUAGGACAGGGUGAUAUUUUUUAUGUCUUUGAUAAGUGAUCUCUAAAUUCAUUGAAAUACAAGAUAUUUUUUGUUGAUGUCAAUUUACAAUUGAAAUUCUCUGAAUAUUUCAUGUUUACCACAAAGUUUUGGGAGGUUUUGUAUCAUCUAAAAUUAGAUUUCCAACAUCAGAUUUGUAUGGGGUUUUUUCUUGUCACAAAAAGAAACAAUAGGUUUUCUUUGAGGAAUAUCUCGGUGUUAUCUCAAGCAUACCAGCAUCUCGAAGCUUUACACUGGAGGGGGUUUACAUCUAGUUUCAACAGAAGCAUGUGUUCAAUGUUCAACAAACAUAUCAAUUUCUCCAUGAUUGCAUAUCAUUCUUCAUAUUGAGGAUUUGUCAUUUGUAUUACAUUCCACGUCAUGCUGAAUUAGUGCCUAACUUGAUAAGGAUUUUUAUUGUGUGUAUUGUUGACGUUUCAGAGGUUUUUUUCUGAAAUUAAAUAAAAAUUAAUAUUUUUGCUAAAA
Messenger RNA from Magallana angulata, 3058 nucleotides. Its product is annotated as afadin- and alpha-actinin-binding protein-like. The record is from RefSeq and is a predicted model, not a curated record. NCBI's taxonomy places the organism in Eukaryota, Metazoa, Mollusca, Bivalvia, Ostreida, Ostreidae. The transcript has 14 exons. The coding region runs from base 131 to 1975 and encodes 614 amino acids.